Messenger RNA from Dreissena polymorpha, 3134 nucleotides. RefSeq lists its product as uncharacterized. Lineage: Eukaryota; Metazoa; Mollusca; Bivalvia; Myida; Dreissenidae. The transcript is spliced from 10 exons. The record is from RefSeq and is a predicted model, not a curated record. The coding region runs from base 93 to 1874 and encodes 593 amino acids.
UUAAGGUCUCUCGUUAUAAAUAUGGGGAUACACCAUAGGUAAACCGCAGGUUUAAAUAACCAUGUUAGCUAUCGUGUAUCGAAAUAUUUGAAAUGGCGAAUUUGGGACGAGUAUAUGUGUUUUGGAUCCUUAUUUAUAUAUGCCUGUUAACAGAAGGGUCGGGAUAUUUCAUCUCCUCGACGGCAACGACCUGGCAAAAUGCUAGUAAAGAAUGUGAGCUUGUACAACCAGAACUCAAAUACAAUGAAAACGGUCUUGUUGAGCUCGAAGGACAAGUUGAUAUACAAGAAACUAUUCCAGCGAAAGAUGUUUGGAUAGGAUAUUUCAAGGCAUUAACAAGGUUCCAGUUUAAAGGUUGUGGUUGGUCGUUGCGGCGGUAUCCCAAUAUAACGCACACCGUGUUCAGUCUGGCCCAGUGUCAUCAUAUCUGCGGCGAAACAAAUAUGUGGAUAAUCGUUACACAUCAGAUAAAAACAUGUGUUUGCACUAACGAUUUGUAUGGUCUAAUAAACGAUGGCUGCACAUUAUGCGACGAUAUCAUUUGUGGUCGUGGAUCCUAUAAUGCUGUUUAUAGCGUAUUGACCGAUGUUUCUGUAGAGAGUAGAAAUUCCAGUAAUACUGAUUAUUUAUGCCAAGCAUCCACAUCCAGCUCUAUCCAAUCAGCUUGGGUGAUGUGUGCGGAUACACAUUAUCAAAGGAAAGUAUGGUGCAGAGAUAAAGGGAAGCCAUAUAUUUCGACACAGACAUUUGUUACCUGGAAUGCGGCUAAUGAUCACUGCGCAGAUACAUUUGACCACCCAUCGUCCGCCGAAGGUUACAGUGGAAACAGCAAUACAAAUUUGGCGUUUACAAAUAUUCGUCGAGAGUGGACUCUGCACACAGCGAAAAGUAGUUUCAAUGGUCCACGAAUGUUUGCCUACAUAACAAUCGGAUCAACAGAGAUAAAGUUUUCUAACAGUUCAAAGGAGGACAGGAAGCACUUCUUGUGCGCUGGUACUCGACCAAUAGCCACAACCACGGCGUCUUCAAAUCAAGCUUUAUCACCAGAACAAAAUUCAACAAGCGAAGCGCCUAAUGAAGCAUUUGCAGACUCUUCACGAGGUCCUUCAACUGCAGCUACAGCAGCAGGAGUUUCAGUUGCAGUCGCGCUUGCGGUAGCAGCUGUUUUGAUCGUUGUUGGUCUAAGAAAAAAAGGGAAAUUGUGCUUCGCAAUCACAAAGGGUUCGACAUAUGAGAACACUGACUGCAAUCACCACAUGUCGUUAGCGACGAUAGAUUCCAAACCAAACGAAUCCUACCCUGAGUCUACACAAAACGGUUCCUUUCACGGCCCUGUGUCAAACCAUACAUAUUGUGAACAUCAUACCAAAACUGGAACGUCUAAGGAUCUAUGCACCUCAACGGACACAUGCGUGGCCUCUCAAAACACCAAUAGAAAACUGGGACUUGCAGCAUCAGAGGUUCACAGCUACUUUGUCUUAGAAGCUAAUGGCAAUGCAAAUAGCGAUCCAAAGAACGUAUUGCAUGCAAAUUCCGUUCAUGCAAACCAAGGUCGUCGGUCGACCGAUGAAAUGCCUUCAAACGAAGCUAAUCCUUAUUUUGUGUUAGAAAAACAGACAACUCUUAACUCAACAUCAAUGAAUACAGCAAAUACACGUGAUUUGGCUAACGAUGAUAGAGAUAUGUAUCAAGAGAUAGAUUCGAGUGACACAUACGCAGCCAUUGAUGAUUCACGAGAUGACAACAACGAUUAUGAUUACACAAACAAGGCAUUUAAGCACUCAAGAAUGGACUUCUCAGACAACGUAUACAACCAUCUAAACACUGCUGGCGACGAUUAUGAUCAUGUUGGCAAAGUACACAACAAACUUUAAAGCAAAUGCCUAUGACGUUACGUCUAGUGCCGUGCAAAUAUAAACAAGGCUACGAACAACCAACUUCCCGUAUGUUAUAUCACGGAAUUCAGAGAGUCAAAAAAUCAAAAAGGCAAAUUGCCAAACUUAAUUAAGCAUUUUUGAAGUAAGGUAGUUUUAACUGCUACCUUUUCCUUCUGUUAAGAAAUUAAUAAGCAUAAAUACAAUUGUAUUGAUCGUUAAACAAAUAAUCAUCUCAAAAGCUCAUUAAGUUUGGUAUAGAAAGGAUUCAAUUGUAACACCUAAAGGCGUAUACGCCAGUUUAGUUUCACGCAAAUUUGAUUUACUGCAACACCGGGUUAUGCUGUUUCGGACAAUGAUCCCAUAGACUACACAAACGUACUUGUAACGACAGGGCAUGUCUUGAAUUAAAAGAAAUAGUUUGUAUUUCUUUUAAUUUGAAGAUAUGUGUAUCGCAAGUUAGACUUGAGUGAAAUGGAAGCUUUUUUCAGCUUGAAGCGUGUUGUUAUUGAAUGAUCAUAUCUUUUAAACAUGGCACUACUAUAUACUUGAAUAUACAUUUAAUAUACAUGUAAUUGAAAUCAUAAGGUUCAUGACAUAUUCUGUUUAACAAUCGAUCGCACUUAUAUUUCAGCAACUUUCUAGUUGUAAUUUUUCAAAGAGCGGCUAAAGAUAUCAAAUUAACUUUAUCUGGUUUUGUUUUAGAGUAUUUACUAGCUAAUAGCUUGUUUGGUUAAUGCAUUAAGAUGAUUUCCUGUGUAUUGUGCUAUUCAUAGAUUGUCUGUUACGUGUUGUUCCAUGAUAAAUGUUUAAUAUGCUAGUACUAAACCAGCAUUUUCUAUUUAUUUACAUGUAAUACAACUUUACUUAUAAUAUAUUGUGUUGAACAAACUGAAUACUGUUCUGCAUUAUACUUGUUUUCAUACAUGGUUAAUGGGACAUACUGCAUUGACUCCACAGCUUUUCAAAAGAUAGCAUAACUUUGUUAGUGAAUGUACAUAAAUAUUCGUGUAAGUUUAUUACAGUGUUUUAUAAUUUCUUAUUGUGUUACUAUUCCUAUACAUGCAAAUAAGUGAUUGAAGUGUUUUUAUCGCAAUACAUUACCAUUUACCUUGUUAUAUAUGUACUCGAUACAUGUAUAUAUACAUCAUUUACAUGCUUCUGCUAUCGGCUAAGCAUAGAGAGGCAAUCAUUUAAAUACGCUCAUAUGAUUACUAAUACAUCUUUGUUUGUAUUAUGUGUUAUUGGCAUGUGUAAAUA